Epinephelus lanceolatus (giant grouper) is the source of this 503-nucleotide messenger RNA. NCBI's taxonomy places the organism in Eukaryota, Metazoa, Chordata, Actinopteri, Perciformes, Serranidae. The record is from RefSeq and is a predicted model, not a curated record.
UCCUCUGUUAACUUCAACAGACCUUGUAACAAUGGACGGAGCCUGGAGUGAGACAAAGGAUGCCACUGAGGAAACUCAGAAGAUUUGUGAUCAGGUGAAGGGCCAAGUGGAGAAACAGACAGGCAAGAACUACAGGGUAUACAAAGCAGUUAAAUACAGGAUGCAGAUUGUGGCUGGAGAAAACUUGAUCAUCAAGGUUCAUGUUGGAGGAGCAGACUAUAUUCAUUUGAGUGUCAUCCAAGAACUUCCAUGUAACGGAGGAAAAACUGUGCUGCGCGGUGUAGAGCAACACCAAACCAAAGACUCCCCGCUCACAGUUUUCCCCUACUGAUCACACAACCUGUUUCAACAGUUAAACACUUACAGGCUGCAGUCUCAUGUUAAAAUGCUCUGCUUCUUCAUGAAAUUAUUUUACACAGAUAUUUGCUGAUGGAAAGCAGCAGGUUGAAUGCACUGCCUUAUAAAGAAAUAAUGAAGAUUAAAGCAUUAAAAAGAUCUACACA